Cotesia glomerata is the source of this 333-nucleotide messenger RNA. RefSeq lists its product as uncharacterized. Gene Ontology annotation, biological process: protein dephosphorylation. NCBI's taxonomy places the organism in Eukaryota, Metazoa, Arthropoda, Insecta, Hymenoptera, Braconidae. The record is from RefSeq and is a predicted model, not a curated record. The coding region runs from base 1 to 333 and encodes 110 amino acids. Gene Ontology annotation, molecular function: protein tyrosine phosphatase activity. The transcript has a single exon.
AUGGGUUGUUUUAAUUCGAAAACUCUAAGCCGUAAAAGCUUAUUAAAAUUAUUUGAGAAGAAUAACGCAGCUACAAUUAUUUACGGUGAAUACCGAAAAAUAAUGGGCAUGGAUCUGAGUGGAUUUCUACGUCUUUCUGCAUCUAUUGAAAUCUUCCAAGGAAGCCAACGUGAAGAAGAAGAAGAGCUCUUCGAACACAGCCGCGUUAAUUUGUCUAAUGGAACGGGCUUAUAUAUCCCUACUAACGCAAGCUACAUCGACGGCUUUAAGGAUCCUCAAGCUUACAUCGUAACAAGGACUCCCAAUUCGGAAACCACAGCUUACAAUUUUUGA